Molecule: messenger RNA, 1048 nt
Organism: Pundamilia nyererei
Lineage: Eukaryota; Metazoa; Chordata; Actinopteri; Cichliformes; Cichlidae
Gene: thyn1
Product: thymocyte nuclear protein 1
Exons: 9
Coding region: 151-954 (267 amino acids)
Cellular component (GO): nucleus
Source: RefSeq, a predicted model, not a curated record
CCGUACCAAUAUGGCGGCAGUGCUUCUACAGCGGACACACGGCAGUGGCUGGAGAAUAAAUCGAGUGCACCUAUACGGUUUUUAGGUCACGUGUUGCAGGUUUUUCCGCGGGAUUGAUGGCUGGAGCUGUGCGGAGCUGAAGCUUCCUACAUGAAGAAGAUAAUCACGGCUCAUUGGAAGACUACUGUGCUUACCAACAUUAGUUGCGGCUGGACGCAACUACCGCUUUACAGAAACAAACCAUCCAAACCUUUUGUGGAUCUUUACAGAGUCAAAGAGAUGCCACCAAAGAAAAAGGCCAGAGUCAGUAAAAGGAAUACAGGUUCAGGCAAAGAUGAUGACAGGGAGCCAGUGUCCCCAGCUUUGAAGAAGAGGAAAGCUGCAACUUCUGGUGGAAAAACUGACGAGAGCUCGGCGUCUUCUGGUUCUCCACAGUACAGUCGCUGGCUGAUGAAGUCUGAACCCGAGAGCCGCUUUGAGAAUGGCAUCGACGUAAAGUUUGGCAUCAAGGACCUGAAGGCUCUGCCUGAUCAGACCAGCUGCUGGGAUGGCGUUCGUAAUUAUCAGGCACGCAAUUUCAUGAGGCAGAUGAAAGAGGGGCAGCUGGCUUUCUUUUACCACAGCAACUGCAAGGAGCCGGGGAUAGCAGGACUCAUGAAAGUUGUGAAGGAAGCUUAUGUGGACCACACUCAGUUUGACAGGAAAGAUGUGCAUUAUGAUGCAACCAGCAAACCAGACGACCCCAAGUGGAGCAUGGUAGACGUCCAGUAUCAAAGGAUGAUGAAGCGUUUUCUUCCUCUGUCGGAGCUUAAAAAGCACCACCUGCAGCAUCGCGCUAAGGGGGGGCCCCUCAAAGACAUGGCACUUUUUACAAGGGCUAGGCUCUCUGUGCAGCCUCUCAACACCGAGGAGUUUGACUUCAUCUUGAGUCUGGAGGACAAAGAGCCACUGUAAGGAUUGACUUCACAACGCAGCAAAAUCAUCACAAGUACCAUUGCUUCACUGUAACUGUUAACGUUUAUUAAAGAUAUUAAAUAUUUUUAUUAGA